Molecule: messenger RNA, 300 nt
Organism: Phytophthora nicotianae INRA-310
Lineage: Eukaryota; Oomycota; Peronosporomycetes; Peronosporales; Peronosporaceae
Exons: 1
Coding region: 1-300 (99 amino acids)
Biological process (GO): regulation of DNA-templated transcription
Cellular component (GO): nucleus; chromatin
Molecular function (GO): protein binding; histone H3K36 methyltransferase activity
Source: RefSeq, a predicted model, not a curated record
AUGUCUCGUAGUGAUUGGCGCUAUCAAGUGACACUGAAAACGAAAGCAAUCUGGGAUGGUCGCACCUCCGUUUUCAUUGACGCUGCUGAAUGUGGUAACGAAAGUCGGUUUAUCAACCCCUCAUGUACCCCGAACUGCGAACUGCACGAAUGGGAGUGGGCCAACGGAGCGCGGCUGGGUAUUUUUGCUGCUGCUGACAUUCCAUCUCUACAGGAGCUGUCGUUCCGGUAUCGCGAAAAGAAUUUGACGCUUUUCACUUGCCAAUGCGGGCAACCAAACUGCGUGUCGAAGAAGUCGUAA